Molecule: messenger RNA, 10195 nt
Organism: Racocetra fulgida
Lineage: Eukaryota; Fungi; Glomeromycota; Glomeromycetes; Diversisporales; Gigasporaceae
Source: the annotation of a GenBank genome assembly
CGAUAUCCAAAUUGGUGUUGACGAAUCUCAACAAGAGAUGAAUGUCACUACAAAUCCAAAUACUUUACCCACCAGUACUACUGUUUCAAGUGAAUCUAGUAAACAUAGUCGCAGUGGGAGCGGAACGAAUAAAAAACCACCUCCAAUUCCUCGAAAGUCGGAAAAAGUUCUUCAAUGGCAGAGAACUUCUCAACCUCCACCGGUAAAAGAUCCAGAAGCAAGAAAGUCAUUAUUAAAGAAUUCAAGUCCUACUAAAGAGGAAGUAAUGGAUGGUGCAUUACAAGAAUCGAAUGGUGCAGAAGCCAAAAAAAAAUUACAAGAAUCAAGCCAUACUGAGGAGGAAGUAAAGGAUAGAGUAUCACAAGAAUUAUUAUUAAAAGAUUCAAGUCAUAUUAAAGAAGUAAAGGAUGGUGCGUUACAAGAAUUAGAUGGUUCAGAUACCAAAAAAACAGUAUUACAAGACUCAAGCAAUAUUAAGGAGGAAGCAAAGGAUAGUUUAUCGCAAGAAUCAGAUGAUCCAGGAACCCAAACAACAUUACAAGGUUCAAGCCCUAUUAAAGAGGAUGUAGAGGAUAAUGUAUUACAUGAACCAGGUGGUUCAAAGACCAAAAAAACAUUACAAGAUUCAGAGACCAAUACGGAGGAAGUAAAUGAUAAUGUAUUACAAGAAUCGGAUGGUCCAGAAACCAAAAAAGCAUUAUUACAAGAUUCAAGCUCUAUUAAUGAAGAAGUAAAGGAUAAUGUAUUACAAGAAUCUGAUGGUCCAGAGACCAAAAAUACAUUACAAGAUUCAAGCCUUAUUAAGGAGGAAGUAAAGAAUAAUGUAUUACAAGAAACAGGUCCUGUUAAAGAGAAAGUUGGGGAUAACGUACUACAAGAUUCAGAUGGUCCCGAGACCAGAAAAUCAUUAUUAAAAGACUCAAGUCCUAUUAUAGUAACUGGUAAUCCAGAAAAUUAUGUCCCAAGACAAAAUGCAGAAGCAUCCGAAGGAAAUUUAAUCCCAAAUCAAUCGGAAAUAAAAGAUACAUAUUCAAGUUAUACUGAAUUAGCGAAUAAUCCGGAGAUUGAUUCACAAAAGCGAAAGCAAGAAGAUUCUUAUCCAAUUAAUAAUGAUAAGGUCUAUAGUUUUGAAGAAAUUAGUAAACAAUUAGGCUUUUUCGAUAACGAUACAGGUAAUGAGACUCAACAGCCAGCGACCAAUGAAACCGUUAGUUAUAACGAGACUCAACAGCCAGCAGCUAAUGAAACCGUUAGUUAUAAUGAGACUCAACAGCCAGGGGCUAAUGAAGUCAUAAGUUUUUAUGAAAUUCAAAAACAUUUGAAAGAGAAAGAGAAAGGUAUAAUUGAUGAUUCACAAAGCAUGCCUGCCCCUUCAUCUGGCAUGCAUGCCCAGCAUAUCAUUGAGGCAGCGAUAAAUAAAAAGAUUCCACCUUACACGAGUAAUCCUAUAGCAGUAUCACCUAAAAUGAGCAUGCCUCAACCUUAUCCAUUGAAUGUUGAGACAAAUAAAAAUAUUCCACCUUUUGCUAGUAAUCCUGUGGCAUUAUCAUCUGAAAUUACUCAAUCUAACAUAAAAACGUCAGCUGUAAAAGACACAUUCACUCAUCAAUUUAAUGAUGAGACAAAUAAAAAUUUUCAAAAUAAUCCUGUGGCAGAGGCAGAUAAUGAGACUAAUAAUCCCGCGACAACUUCAGCUGUAAUAGACACGUCCAGUCAUCAAUUUAAUGUUGAGAUAAAUAAAAGUAUUCCACCUUUUGCAAAUAAUCCUGUGGCAAAGGCAGAUAAUGAGACUAAUAAUCCCGCGACAACUUCAGCUGUGAUAGACACGUCCAGUCAUCAAUUUAAUGAUGAGACAAAUAAAAAUUUUCCACCUUUUGCAAAUAAUCCUGUGGCAGAGGCAGAUAAUGAGACUAGUAAUCCCGCGACAACUUAUCAAUUUAAUGAUGAGACAAAUAAAAAUUUUCCACCUUUUGCAAAUAAUCCUGUGGCAGAGGCAGAUAAUAAUCCCGCGACAACUUCAGCUUUAAUAGACACGCCCACUCAUCAAUCUAAUGUCAAUAUACAUAAAAGUAUUCCACCUAGAAUAAGCACAUCUCAAUCUAGCAUUGCGGCAGAUAAUGAAAAAAUAGAUCCUAGAGCUUAUCGUACUGAUCCCAGUGAAUUUCGCGUCGAUUCCAAAGAUUUUCAACCUGGCGACGAACGCACAUACCAUGACGAUACAGCUGAUGUUUCUACACCACUCAUUCAGAUCGAGAAUGCAGAGCAGAACACUUCAAAUUACAACAGUCUUUUAGAUUUUAGCAACGUACCUUCCCCUACUAAAGAGUUAAUGGAUGAUCCUAACACUACUAACAUUUCAAAUGAAAACGACGAUUCUGUCUCAGAAUAUAUCGAUAUUCGAAAACUUGGUGCAAAUAAAUAUCAUCCUCAUGAUGAUGAUUCCACAGUUACACUUCCAAUUCCAAGCCAGUUAUCGACAAAGAUUACAAAUGAGGGUUCCACUUUGGGUAGUUCCACACAUACUAAUUCGGAUCAUGAUAACGGUUCUCUUGAACAUACCGAAAAAGUACUAACAGAGAAUAAUAAUCCAACCACUUCAAAUUUUGAUAUCAUUGAUUACCAACCGUCUCAACAGUACCAAACUCUCCAACCGAGCGAACGUUCUAAAGAAAAGCAAGGGCUUCUUUCCACGGCUGUAAAAACCGUAAAUUCAUUUAUAUUUGGACCUAAAGAUGAUGAUAAAUAUGCAGGAUUAUCUCAAGUUACAUUUCAUGUGCAUUUACCGCAACACAUUGAAAAACACGGUGAACCGGUGAUAAUGGGUAAUUGUGAAGAAUUGGGAAGUUGGAAAAUGAUUACAAUUCAAUUGACUCAACCACAUAAACAAGAAUAUCCAACUUAUUGGCGAUCACAUCCUGUAGACAUUCGGAUAGGAAGGAAUGAUAUUAAAUAUAAGUAUGGUAUCGUUAACCAAAGCAGGCGCACCAUAGAUUAUGAAGGAGAGGAUGAGAGACAAAACCGCAUUUUGGACACAAGUACAAAUGAUCAGUAUGACAUAUGGCAAAACAAUAGGAGGCAUAAUAUGUUUGGUCUUAAGGAAUUCGCAUUCGUUAAAUGUAUCUAUGAUGGUGUAAAUAAUGAAAACCUUAAAGAUAAAGUUAUGCAAUUCCAAUCAUUGUUGGAAAAUCAUAGUAAUCACACAAUAAAUUCCAUUACUAUCGAGUUUAUAAUGCAACGCUAUCAGGAAAAAAGAGAGAAACGACUUUUUUUGUGUGUUCUCUUAGGGUAUUAUCUUAAGUACCGUAGGGAUCCAUACGCUUACACUCCUCAAUUGCCAACACAUUUUCGAUCUGAUUGUUUACUUGAAGCACUCCAAUAUGUUCAAUAUGACACAUUCCCAUCUAAUAUUAAACUUAUAAUGGCUCCAGUUGUUGUUGCUUUAGUUCGUCAUAAUGCUAUUGUAAGGAGGUCAUUUGAAUGGCUUAGGAUCUUUCGGGUAGUGCAGUUUCUUGAUCCGAAUUAUGCCUUUGUCGAUGUAUUUAUGGGUGCUCGUUAUGAUGAUAAACAAAUAUCCAACUUGUUAAAGGAAUGGCCGAAAAUAGUUCAUCCUUACUUGGAUCAAAUAGAUGAUCGUGUUUAUAUCAAAAUUGCCAAGACUCUUAAUAUAAUAUGGCGUGAUUGUAUUUAUCAUACACCAAGUAUUGAUCGUGAAAUUGCAACUGAUUUCGACGGAACUGUGAAUAAAAUUAUUGCUCAUGACAAUGCCAGUGCUUUGUACGCGAAUUUUACUAAAGUUAUUCCAGAGUACCGGGAUAUGGUUGCUCAUCUUUUCCGUGAACGAAUAAUCAAUUUACUCAAGAAUCAGCAGGGCGGUUGGGACAAAAAUAAUUUGUUGGCGUUCGAAAAACUUCUUAAAGAUAAACAAUUAUAUUUUGAAAGAGAGGAUUUUCUUAGUGUCUUAAAUUAUGUUUCUCAAUCAGCGUCUUUACUAUCGGAUAAAUCAAAGAUUUACCAGGCAUUGUUACGUAUUGCUGAAGAACGAAUUAAAAAAUGUUCUCACAAUCAUAUUCUCUUUGCAACAGUUCAAGUAGCGACGCUUAACAAAACUAUUACCACACAGUUUUGUAACCUGGUAACUGAAAAUGUUCUCGUUGCUAGAGAAAUUCGGAAUAUAAAUAAUAAUAUUAUGGAGAUGAUACUGAUUUUUAAUGCAAGAGGCAAUGUCGCAGUUUUACAUAAACAUUCCUAUGUUAUGAAAAUGCGCACAGCCAUUUCUAAUUUAGCAAGCUCGAUUGUUGAUAAAACUAUCGAUAUUAAAACACUACAAGCAAUUUUGUCAAAAUAUGAUAAGGACCGACAAUUGUCCGAAUGUCUUAAUGUUGCUAAUAGUCCUAAUGCCAAAAAAACAUUUCAAAGUGUAAUCAUUAGCGAAAAUAAUAUUUCAGCCGUUCGCAAAGAGUGCAAGACAUUUGAAGACAGGUUUAGACAUCUUAAGGCUUUUUAUAGCACUUUUUGUCCACCAGAUAAAAUUGUGGAUUCGGAGCUGUAUACUACUGAUUUAGAGGGAAAAUUAAAGAUGUUGUCGAAGGUACAGCUCAAAGAAGCUAUAUCGUCACGUUACUGGGAACGUCAUGAAGAUUUAAUUCAGAAAGUGGCAGAUACUUAUGAAUAUGCAAAUUCAAUGACUUUUACUAACAUUUACGAAACGCAUUUAAGUCAAAUUACUGAUGAAAUACAAGUUGAUUAUGUUAUUAAUACUUUGAUACCUGCAGUGCGUGAAGAAUAUGUUAAAAUAUUCAAGAAAUAUAAAGAUAAGAAAUGGGAGCAAAUUAAAUAUUCCGAAGCAUUUCCUUUAUGGAAGGGUGUUGAUGAUGUAAAGACAGAGUUGGAAUUAAUUAAUAAAAUGGUUUAUUUGGGUAGAAAUAAUCAAGAUCUAGAAAAUUCUAUCAAACACCUUUCUGCUAUACCAAAAUGGGAAGAACGACUUCAAAAAUUAUCUGCAGUUGUUGAAAUUUUUAAUGUGUCCGUUAAAACCGAAGAUUGGCUAGGAAGAUCUUUGAAAAUUUUAAGAGAAGACGUAUUAGUUUUAGGAAAGGUCGUCGAAUUUGUGAAAUAUUGUAAAGAUAGUAAUCCAACAGAUAAUGAAAAUUAUUGGUUAUUGAUUAAAGAGUUAUCAUCUGCUAGCGACCUUGUGGAAUUUCUUCAAACCAUAGCUGAAAAUGAUAUUAAGAAUUUAAUCAAUGGUGUAGACGAUUUUUCUGAUGAACGGUUAAUUCAAGCAGAUACUGUCUCAUCGCUCAUUCAAGUUAAGCAGUCGGUCGUGCAAUUAAUGCACAAAUCCAGUAAAGAAUUUUUGGGAGUUUUGCUUAAAAUUAAAAAAAUCCAAAACGCUGUAUUAAGAGGAACUUAUACUUUCGAAAAAGAUGAGAGGAGUGAUAAAUUUAAUGUAACACUAGUAUAUCAAGCUAACAGAUCUGGCGAAAUGAAACACAACAUUUCUGAUUUGCUAGAUUUACGUGGACGCGCUCUGCUGAUUGCAAAACCUGCUAAUAUUAGUACAGAUAUUGAAGAGGAGAAUUCAAGAAAAAUAAUGAAUGAAUUUGUAUCGCAAGUAGAUACGGCUCAAGAAAUUCUUAGUGUUGGAUAUAAACUUAUCCAGAUGGGACAUUUUGACUAUAGACGAUUUAAAAAAGAAAUUAGAGGAACUGAGAAAACUACAGAGAUGAGGGCUUUGUUAACAAAGCUUAAAGAAGACUUACAAAACUGGAAACAAGUAGUAGAUGAAGCACAAGAAGAACAUUAUUAUUUAACAUUCUUUCCUGCUCGUCAUAUUCUUGCCUUUUAUGACUACUUUACAUCUGAUGUACAAGAUGAUGAAAACACAGAGACCUGCAGAACUCUUAUAAAGUUUGUUAAUAGCAAAGCAGAAUUACCCUCUCGGAAAGAUCGCUCAGGCAUUUCACGCAAAAACACCGAUUAUUCUCGUACACUUAAUGAAAUUGGUAAAAAAUUGCAGACUAUUUUUGGAAAAUCAUUAAAAACAUCAUCGCGUGAACUUAAAGUUAGAGGUGAACGUAUUAUUGCUGAUGUUGUCGAUAAGGGUAAAUUAUGUGUUGCCUCAUGUAAUGAUCAAUUACGUGUACCGAAUAUUAUUAUGAGUUUGUAUGCUAACCAUGGCGCCUAUCCCGAACCGUGGCAAAUAUUAAUUUGCACAAAAUCUACGACUAUCGAAGAGCUUAGCAUUUUUAUUAAGCGCUGCUUUUUUGCCGCAAAAAAUGGAUAUAAAGAGAAGUUAUUUUGUAUUGCGAAUUUGGAACUACUGGAAUUUGAAUUGCAAUAUGGUCUAGUGGAAGGUAUUCGGUCAAUGCGUGAGAAACAAAAUGAUUAUUAUUUAGCAUUGGUGUGUUGUCGUGAUGGCUCGUUCCAUCAUCAUAUAUUAGAUCAAUUUUCCCAAGAUGUUCAUUCGACGAAUGGUCUUAAAGCUGAAGCCAUGAAAACUAUUUAUCGCGAUCUAUGCAGUAAUGUUAUUUGUGUUUCUUCUGAUCUAUCUGGGCAAGGCAAAACUGAAUGGAUUAAACAAGCCAGUUUUGAAAAAAAGAAAUUGCUACGUAGUUUUUUAAUUAGUGAUGGUGCAGAUUUUGGAAGUCUGGUUCGUCAACUUAAGGAUUGCAAACUUAAACCAUUGGAAAGCUUACAUAUAAACAUUAUAUCGGCUGAUAAUUCCAAUGAAAUCAAUAUGUUCUUAUUUGAAUUAUUGACAUUAGGAUUUGUUUCUAGUAAUGUUGUUAUAGCAAGUCUUCCACAAACAACUGUAUUUAUUGAGGUCGCAUCAACUGUUCAGCAGAAACUUCUUAACUCACUUCCGAUAACUGGUUAUUUAGUAAAAGAACAUUUGUCAUGGGAUAUUCACCGUCUUAAUGUAUCAUCUGAGUUAUGUAGCCCAAUUCAAAUUGUGUGUAAUUACUUAGAUGCAUAUGAUAGGCGUGAAGUUGAUGUGAGAGAUAUCGUGUUUCAUGGACAAACCGGCAUUAAAAAAUCGUUACCAGAUAAAAGGUGUCAAGAUUUAAUAGCAAAGUACUUUUUUGAAGGAAAUUCUGAUGGUGUUUCUUCAUUCCGAUUUGUAGAAAUAUUUGUUAAUGUACUAGCGGAUCAGCUUAUUCGCCUUUCAUCAAGCGCUUAUUUUAUCGUAGAAAAUUUAAAAUUGAUGAUUAAUGAUGAAACAUCAUUAAGAACAACAUUGGUUGAUACACUAAUUGAUAUUUCUAAGUACUUUGCGACCAGAUCAGUAAAGGCUAAAGAAGCACAAUUAGAAUCGACAUCUGAUGAUUAUGAUACGAAAUUCGAAAUAGUUCAAUGGGAUGCAUCCAAUCAUCUUUUGGUCUUUUUCAUGUCUCAAAAUCCGGAUUCGAUUUGUGCUUUAUAUCGUGAUAAAAAUAAAGUUCCUGAAAAUGUUAAAGAAUUUCUUAAAAGUCAAUAUAUUGCUGGCCCAAGCAAAUGGGAAUUAGAAGAUUACAAUCGGAUGCAGUCUAAAUCAUUAUUAGAGAAACUUGAGGGUUUAGCACGUCAAACGACCAAAAAGAUUGAUCUUCCUCUGUAUGCACUAUCAGCUGAUAAUUUAAUAAAAAUGGCAUUGAUAUUGCUAAGAUCGCGUGCGAAUGUUCCCGUUGUCGUUAUGGGAGAAGCUGGAUGUGGCAAGGUUAAUUACGAACCAUUCAAUCUACAUGCAGGAAUUAGGGAGCAAGAUAUAUUAGAUUUCAUGGAGAAGGCCCAGAAAAGAGCUGAUAAUGACGAAUUUCAAGCCGGAAUUAAACCCAAGGUUAGAAGAUAUGAAGAACAAAGUAACCUUGUAUAUCAAGUAAAACCACUUCCAGAUCAAAUAUUAGAUUAUGUUUGGGAUUAUGGUGUUCUCCUUCCAAAUGAUGAAAAAAAAUAUAUACAAAUAAUGGUACAAACAAAAUUAGGAGAAGGGCAUGAAUUACUUACAGAGCUCUUAUUUACAUCGCAGCAAUUUAUUCGUUCAAUUGAAGAAAAAUAUAGUGUUAGUUUGCGUGAUGUAAAACGAGCAAUUAAAUUAGUCGAAUUCUUCAGUAAAAGUCUUCAAACUCGUCCAAAAAUCUCGAAAAAUCAUCCCUACCCACCUCAUCGGGAAAAUUCUGGCCGUAUCAAUUUUACAGUUCGUUGUUAUAUUUUAUCAAUUAGUCUUUGUUAUCAGUCUAGAAUAUAUGAACAAGAAUUACGAAGUGAAUACCGCAAAGAAAUGAUUAAAGUUCUCCAAAGACAGAAAAUAAACAUUAAAGAUGAAGAUUUUACUGGAAUAAUACGAGAUGAGCAAGAAGAUUGGGUUAGAAGAAUGCAAUUGCCACCAAAUACUGCGAUGAAUGAAGCAUUAUUAGAAAAUGUUUUAGUGAUGAUCGUUUGUAUUAUCAACAAGAUCCCUGUGUUUAUUAUCGGUGCCCCUGGAUCAUCAAAAUCCUUAGCGAUUAAACUUGUAGGUCAAAACCUACGUGGAUCUGAUUCAAAUGAUAAAUAUUUUCGAAAACUUCCUCAGGUAUACCUUAUUUCUUAUCAAGGAUCGUCGUCUUCCACUUCGGACGGUAUUAUUAAAGUUUUUGACAAAGCUAUUAAAUACCAAGAAACCAGUUCAAAAGAUUUUUUGGAUCUUGUCGAUACGGCGGUUCGUUUACUUGAUUCUAAAUUACAUAACUCCAUAAGCCGUGCCUCACUUCGGCCACUUGCGGAAGCCUAUUCAGAGUACGAAGGAUGUGGACAAUCACAUUCUAACUUCCACGGUCUUCGAGAUUAUUAUGGAUUAGUAAAAAGUUUAUCGAAUUCUGAUCUAACCCCAGAAAAUGUUCAAAUGGCAUUAGAAAGAAAUUUUGGUGGCACUGAUCGAAAUGAAAACCCUUGUGAAGCAUAUUUCGAUACUGUGUUAAAAACAUUUAAUAAUUAUCAGAAUUGGACAUAUGAUCCAAUUCCAACAUUAACUUUGAUUAAAGCUAAUUUGGAUGAUGAGAGUGCAAGACAUCUUAUGGUUAUUGGAAAAAGUGAUUCUAUAGUGACUAUUUUGACAUAUCAAUUAAAAGAGAAAAAUUUAGAUCCAGUGGUUAUUUUAGGAUCUCAAUUUCAAGAUGAUCAACAAGACUAUUCUUAUACAACAGCUGAUCCGCCGUUACUAAAUAGAUUUGAAAAACAAAGGAUGACAAUUGAUGACACUCUUACCGAUAAUCAUCAUAAAAUAGUUAAAAUUCUAAGAACUUGGACACAACAGAUGGUUUCUUUGGUAGGAACGGAGAACAUUAAUGCAGCGAGAACUUCUUUUACACAAAAGGAUCUUUUUAUUGGUUUUGAUAAAAAUGAAACUUUGCAAAGUUUAGUGAUUGAUAUUAUGACAAAAUUCCCUAAUGAUAAUGAAGAAGCAAUUGUUAAAAGAUGUAAAGCAGCUUUAAUUGACAUUGCAUCUUCCGAUGGAAUUAUUAGGGCCACAAAAUCAAAUGUAGAUCCUGGUGAAAUUAAUCUAUGGAACAAUGUUUAUUUCCGCAACUUUACUGACGAACAUAUUCCACUACAGAAUCAUGAUAUCCUGAAUACCAAUGACUUGCUUGAACCAAGACCUGAUCAAUAUGUGAUGCCAGAACUAUUUUAUGAUUUAAAAUUCCCAUUUUCAUAUUAUUUUAUGAAAAAAAUUAAUGAAUUCAGGACCACAUGGGAAGAUGUACUUGCAAAACUUAGAGAGAAUCCAGAAAACUGUGACGAUGAUCAAGGACUUUCACAUGACGUUUAUGAAACUGCCGUUAGAGGAUUUAGUGAGAAUGUCAUAGCAUCACUUACGGCUCUCAAUGAUCAAGUUUUUAAUGACUUUUCUGAAUGGUUUUUUGAAGAUUUUAUAACUUUUAUAAUUGCAAAUGAUGCCGAUAAGAAAGAUUCUGAGUUGCUUGCUAGAUUAAUACGGCAACAUAUCGGAAAAGAUAAAGUACUCGAUCCAGUUCUACUUCAUAUCUAUUGGUGGAAAAGUUCUAAUAUUAUAUCGGCAGAUUUACAAUUAGCACAAAUGUGUCCAUCAGCUAUAAAUGAAUUUGCGCAGGAAAUGCCAGAUAUUUCAUUUGAGGAAUUUCUUGUCGAUAAAGUUAUAAAAACGAUGCUAGAUAAAAUUGUAAAAAAAGGCGGCGAACCUCAAUUGGAUCAAUGGCAACAUGAA